Aspergillus homomorphus CBS 101889 is the source of this 1085-nucleotide messenger RNA. Its product is annotated as SDR family oxidoreductase. Lineage: Eukaryota; Fungi; Ascomycota; Eurotiomycetes; Eurotiales; Aspergillaceae. The transcript is spliced from 4 exons. The record is from RefSeq and is a predicted model, not a curated record. The coding region runs from base 327 to 1085 and encodes 252 amino acids.
UGAUGGAGUACUGCAAUCUAACAUAUUAUGCAAUUUGACCUCACUGACUCCUGACACUACUUUUUUACUUCAGCCCAUAGGAACCCCGCCACUCGGACAGAGGCAGCACGAAGUGGUUCAAUCUCAUCUCUCGCAAAUUCAAAACUACAAACCAUACUUGACAGACCAGAACCGGAAACCGAGAACUUAUCUCCGUGCAUGAUACCAGACCAACCGUAUAAGAAUAGCACCACAAAACGAAAACCAACCGAAACCUCAGCAACACUACCUCUCACUACACCCCUCCUAUCCCCAGAACCACCUAACCCCCAUCUCCAGCCCAAAAAAUGACCACCUACCUCAUAACAGGCGCAACCCGCGGCAUCGGCCUAGAACUAACGCGCCAACUCGCGGCGAAACCCGCGACAGAAGUGUACCAAAUCUUCGCCGGCGCGCGGUCAUCGCCCAGCCACUUCCCCCCGGACUUCCAAACACUCCUCCGCGAGCACGCCUCGCGGAUCACUCCGGUGCAGCUCGACGUAACAGACGAGAACGGCGUGCGACGCGCCGCGCAGUCCGUCUCAGAGGCCUUGCAGGGGAGGGGACUGGACGUCUUGAUUAACAACGCAGGGGUGAUGGGGCGGGGAUCGUUGGAGGAGAUGAACGACCUGACCGAGUCCUUCGAGGUGAAUGUGAACGGCCCGCACCUCGUGACGCGGGAGUUCCUGCCGCUGCUGCGAAGGGGGCAGGCGAAGAAGAUCGUUAAUAUAUCCACGACCGUCGGGUCCUUCGGCUUGCAGUCCCUCUACCGCGAGGCGAAGAGCCAAUCGUAUAAGAUCACCAAGGCGGCGUUGAAUAUGCUCACUGUGCUGUAUUCGCAGGAGCUGGAGAAGGAGGGGUUCGCUGUUUUCUGCGUUAGUCCUGGGUGGCUGCAAACCGAGCUGGGCGGCGCCAGAGCCGAUCUGCCCGUCGAUGUGGGCGUCCGCGCGACGCUGGAUAUCAUUCUCAACAAGGGGAAGGAGGGCAACGGGCGGUUUUUCAAUAUCCAUAUUCCUGGGUGGGACAAAGGGUGGAAUCGGUAUGAUGGGGGCGAAAGUCCGUGGUAG